GCCCUGUUGGGCAUCUGGGAGGCGGAAGUGGCCUCCGUGAGCGCAGGGACAUGGCGUCGGGCGGCGCCUGCAGCUCCAGCCCCUCCGCGGAGCGGUUGCCCCCGCCCUUUCCCGGGGCCGAAGGGGACGCGGACAGCGACUCCGAGGGCGAGGACAUCUUCACCGGCGCCAGCAAGCCUCAGUCGCCCAAGAGGGAAUCUCCUCUCCCAGUGAAUAGCAGCUUCAAAGAAAAUGGGGUUCGUGUGGAACAAGAUGAUCAGGACCUAUUUGCAGAUGCCACGGUGGAGCUGUCUCUGGACAGUACACAAAACAGCCAGAAGAAGGAACCAGCCAGAGUGUCCAGCCCUGCCCCGCCUCUAGAAAUAGCAACAAGUUCUUCUUCCAAACACCAGCCAAAGAGCUAUGAGGAGCUGGAGGAAGAGGAACAGGAGGACAAGUUCGAGCUGACUGUGGGAGUGAGUGACCCAGAAAAAAUUGGGGAUGGCAUGAAUGCAUAUGUAGCCUACAAAGUCUCAACACAGACCAGUCUGCCACUGUUCAGGAACAAGCAGUUCUCUGUGAAAAGGAGAUUCAGUGACUUCUUGGGUCUGUAUGAGAAGCUAUCAGAGAAGCACUCUCAGAAUGGAUUUAUAGUCCCACCACCUCCAGAAAAAAGCUUAAUAGGAAUGACCAAAGUGAAAGUUGGGAAAGAAGACUCAUCCUCUGUGGAAUUCCUGGAGAAAAGACGGGCUGCUCUAGAAAGGUACCUUCAGAGAAUAGUCAACCAUCCAACCAUGCUGCAGGACCCUGAUGUAAGGGAGUUCUUGGAAAAAGAAGAGCUGCCCCGAGCAGUAGGCACCCAGACACUGAGUGGAGCAGGUAUACUAAAGAUGUUCAGCAAAGCCACUGAUGCUGUCAGCAAAAUGACCAUCAAGAUGAAUGAAGCAGACAUCUGGUUUGAGGAGAAACUUCAGGAGGUGGAGUGUGAGGAGCAGCGCCUACGGAAGCUACAUGCUGCUGUAGAAACACUAAUCAAUCACAGGAAAGAGUUAGUACUGAACACAGCACAGUUUGCAAAGAGUUUGGCCAUGUUAGGGAGUUCAGAAGACAACACAGCCCUGUCCCGAGCACUCUCCCAGCUGGCUGAGGUGGAAGAGAAGAUAGAACAGCUGCACCAGGAACAGGCCAACAGUGACUUCUUCAUCCUGGCUGAGCUCCUGAGUGACUACAUUCGCCUUCUCUCGGUUGUAAGGGGUGCCUUUGACCAGCGCAUGAAAAUCUGGCAGCGUUGGCAGGAUGCCCAGACCAUGUUGCAGAAGAAGCGGGAAACUGAGGCUAGGCUGCUGUGGGCCAACAAACCUGACAAGCUACAGCAGGCCAAAGAGGAGAUCUCUGAGUGGGAGUCUCGUGUGACGCAGUACGAAAGGGAUUUCGAGCGGAUUUCUACCGUGGUCCGCAAGGAAGUGAUACGGUUUGAGAAAGAGAAAUCAAAGGACUUCAGAAACCACGUGACUAAAUAUCUUGAGACACUCUUAAACUCACAGCAGCAGGUGCCGCAUGGCUGGAGGUGGGGAGUCUUGUCAAACCAAGCUAAAGCUUAUCACAGGAUGAUUUUUAUUUUGAAUAUAUUGUGGGAAGCUGGAAACCAGUUUCUCAAUUAAAACAAACACUGGAAGAUCUGGAGUAGAAAUUAGACUAUCACUUCAAACACUCCCUCCCUGGGCUAGCAACAGGUAUUACCCUACUGAGCAAUUAAAAGUUUAACUGGCCUUGUCUCGCCUUCUAACGCUCCGCACUUGUGCAUGGGGGAGAAUGGUCUGGUCUGUGGGAUGGGACUUCUAGAGGAAACCCUUAGUCACCACCUUUCUCCUCCCCACCCUAAAUUUAGUGUGUACUGUGCUCUCCAUUGUGCAGUGCGCCUUUGUUCUCCUGUAUCUUGCACCUGCAGAGCCUAUUAUCCCUCUGUCUUGCCAGCCCAGAGCAUUUAAAAAUGAAUUGGACCUCAGGACUAAACCAAACAUGUUUCAACCUGCCUUCUUGUUGGAACCUGUAUGGCUCCCGAGUGCAGAGCCAGAGCCUGAACACAGAUAUCUCUCUAAUCUCACUUAGAUGUGGAACUCAACUAGUGUGACUCCACACGCUGACACUAAAGCACCAAAUAUCACAGAACACUUGACAAAACCGCAGGCUGAGAAUGCCGUGCCUCACUCAUGAGCUGUGUUGUGGGGAAACAAGCUUCCUCAAAUUAGACUUUGCCUUGAGAUCACAGGGAACUGCAGGACCCCCAUCUGUAUCCAGGGGUUCUGGUAUUACAUUUCAGCCACCUGCCACUGAUAACCACCCUUGUCUUGCAUACUAAGUUUUAAUCAAAGUAGACUGCUGUGCAGAGAAAACAACCUUAAAUGCAAACAAUCACCAGAAGGAUCUGAACAGUGCCUGAAAAGGCCUUGGCCACAAGGUUGCUUACACGUGUUCCUCCACCAGCUUUCACAGUGUUCCAACCUCAGCAGGGAAUUAGGUUAAAACUGUUCCAGUAAACUCCUUUUUAAUGCAGCUUAAUUCUGCUAGAUGCUACUGUCAUGUGCUUUUGGAAUCUGUUACUGUGGCAUGUGUGGGCUCCUAGCAACAGUCAGUGCAGGAGAAAUGGUUUGAUCACAGAUCCUCUCCUUUAAAUAAGGCUGCCCUCAUGUUGGAGGUCUUAACUGUAUAGGCAAAAAGUUUUCAGCCACAGGCUAGCCCCUGCCCUUAGCUUAACAGGUUUGAUUUUAGCUGUUUUGGUACCCUGAGCAAUAAGGCAAAGCACUAGCCAGGCAUUUACACUUAACAUUGCACCUUGAGGGCCAGUUUACCUAGGGUUUGCUCAAAUGGUAUUUUGGGGUUCUGUGUCAGACUGCAGAGGGUUGCAUUGUCUUACACUUGAUACCACUCCUCCCAUGAACAAAGCAGGAGUGGGAAGCUAACAGCUGUUUCCUCAGAGGUGAACUAGCCACUCCUUCUUGGGGGGGGGCAGGGGUAGUGUCCCUAAAAGGGGUAGGGCCUAUAAGAUUGUGCCAGGCUGUGUCUGACGCUGCGGUACUAUAUAUACCCUUCAGCACUCCUUGGGGUGCCACCUUCACACAAGACCUAGCACAUGUUAGAUGUGCUCUAGGUCUAAUUAGUUAUGGCUAAGACAAAGGAGAAACAUGGCCUAGGCCAUUCCUAGUGUCACUGCUGUGACCUGAGACAGAUUCUCUACAAAUUUGAAAUGGUAAAGGAGACAUGUAAAGCCCUAAAUACCCCCCAUAGAGCAGUGGUUUUCAACCUGUGGGCCCUGGGGGCUGUACCUCUAUUUGACUUUUUUUUUUUUUUUAAGGGUUCUACAAGUGUGUAGGGGAGGGGCUUGAAAACCACUGACCUAGAGAGGCUACCUCUGGCUUGCCUAGAGGAGAGUGUGCUGUGGAGCACUACAAGCCUCCUGCCCCUAGAUCUAGAAUUGCCAUGUUUAUUCUUCAACCCUGCAGAGAAAUAUGGGUCCCAGGCUCUGUAUAUUAAAGGGAUGGUGAAGGAAUCACUGAGCCUGGGACAAGGCAUUUAAGGAUGUCUGCAAAUGAGCAGCUAGUCCAUAGAAUAUGGUAUCUUACAGCCAGAGAGAUGCUAAAGUGAUGUUUUACCUACCCUGCCCAGCAUGUCACCCUCCCCUGAAAGGCAGCCACCUGUGGCAGGAGAAUGAGCCCCAUGGGGAUUAUCAGGAAGAUGUGCUCAAACAUCUCUCAUGGCUGAAUUUCACUCUCCCUUUGCCCAAGCCCAGCCAAGGUCCUACCUUCCCCCAGAAGCCAGACACUGCAUGGUCCUGCCUUGCUGAGGGCUGGGAUGAGGGUGUCCAGGUUGAGGAUAAAGAUGCAACAAAUUAAAACUCUUAAAUGGCCCUGUUUCCUGUCCUAGCAGCACAGGGGAGCCUGGCAUGCAACCUCCCCAGUGGUGCUUUCCUUGAACCUAGUCAUUUGCAGGGAUAGUUGCAGAGCAUAAAUUUCACCCCUUCCCUAGGCUCGCUGUGAGCUGCUUCGAGGAAAGGCUUUCAGGGCUGAGCAAUGGGAUAUCUCACACUUACCUGUGCCCCAGAGGACCUUGACCUGAACAGCUAGUCAGUGACUGCUGGACCAGUGCAGGAUAGGGAUUAUUUGUGUCCCCUACCCAGCCUUUUACAGAGAGAAAUAAAACAUGAGCCUUUCCGCUAGUCUACAGUCUAAUCCAGGGCUUCUCAACCUCUGGGUCAUGACUGCAAAUUACACUGUGAGAAUGACAGAGUUGUGUGGAGAUGGGGGGAGGGUUGGGUCCUGCCCCAGGGGGUAGGGGGGAUUGUAGAGUCUGCCUCUUAUACUUGCCCCACCACAGCUCCUGCAGCUGUCAGAGGCCUCAUCUUGUGCCCAGGGUUGCAGUGCUGCUCAGGUUUGACCCAGCCCAAUAUCAUGAUAAUGGGGGCACUGGCUGGGCUAGAUGUGUGUAACACUGCAACCCCAUGGGCUAGGUCACAACGCCUCAUGCAAAUUUGGCCUGCCAGGGGGGCUAGCCCCAAACUGAGCAGUGCUGCUACCACAGAGGUUGCAACAAGAGGGGCUGGGAGCCGCCGCUGUAUGCAGUGUACUUGUUUAGUACUUACUGUGUUAAUAGGGCUAGUGUAUCUCCUGGGUAUUCAGUAAGCUAGAUGGUUUUUGCACUGAAGCUAUUUAGUGAGUCAUGAGAGGCUCUUGAAGUUCACACCUGGGUCCUGAACCCCAGCAGCUUGAGAACCAGGCUCUAAUCCAUCCCGCUACUAGCGAGGGUCAUAACAAAGUUGGGGAAUGGGUGAGGAAGGCCAGAUUCCCAGGAAGAUGGGGCAGUUGCCGUUUAAGGCAGACUUUCUCACCCUGUAGGUUGGGACCCAGGACUGAGUCACCAGAAUGUUUCAAAGGGUGGCAUGGCAGCUCCUGGGGCUCCUCUCCUGCUGGGCUCAACUCCCUGCUCCAGGCACUGCAACUUCUGGGGUCCCAGCGCUUUGUAAGAAAAAGACCCAAAAAUCAGGACUGUCCCUAUAAAAUCAGGACAGCUGGUCACCCUAGUUGAAAGG
Gopherus evgoodei (Goodes thornscrub tortoise) is the source of this 5062-nucleotide messenger RNA. It is a transcript of the gene SNX1, whose product is annotated as sorting nexin 1. Lineage: Eukaryota; Metazoa; Chordata; Testudines; Testudinidae. Gene Ontology annotation, molecular function: phosphatidylinositol binding. The record is from RefSeq and is a predicted model, not a curated record. The transcript is spliced from 15 exons. Bases 51 to 1640 code for a protein of 529 amino acids. Gene Ontology annotation, biological process: early endosome to Golgi transport; intracellular protein transport. Gene Ontology annotation, cellular component: endosome; endosome membrane.